Molecule: messenger RNA, 2047 nt
Organism: Paralichthys olivaceus (Japanese flounder)
Lineage: Eukaryota; Metazoa; Chordata; Actinopteri; Pleuronectiformes; Paralichthyidae
Source: RefSeq, a predicted model, not a curated record
UGUGUGUUACAGCUGCAAACAUCUGGACUCCAAACUGCAGCUGUGGCUCAUUUCUCUGUCUCAUUGUUCAACAGUGGGAGCAGAGCCGAGGACUCGGACAUGACGACGAGGAGCAACAACCCGCCUGGCUUCUCCCUGAGUUUGCUGGCGGAGGAGGAGGCAGCGGCCGUGGAGAGCGCCGUCAGGGCGGCUGUGGACUCGGUGGUGGCGGUGAUGCGCAGCGCCUGCAGCCGGGCGCUGCUGCAGCUCCAGAGGAGGCUGGAGGAGCGGGAGCUGGAGAUCAGGAGGCUGGAAAACAAGUUGGAGCAAAGUGAGAGCGAAGUGAAGCUGCUGCAGGAGGAGGUGGAGAGGAGGCAGCCUGCAGUCCCAGCCUGUGGUGGGUCAAACCAGGAGGAGGAGGUGAACCGGAGCUGUGCUGGUGGAGCAACAGCCGCUCACCUUUCCCCGAAGCCCGAUGACACAACAGAGGCCUUUACCCACCAGCAUGCCCAGAAUGGAGCUCCGUCAUUGGAGGGUGAGGGAGAGGCUGGAGGCAUCGCCUCCGUGAUCAAGGAGGAACCUUCUGAUCUGGAGCCGGUCAUUAAAUGGGAAGUGUGUGAGGGGAGUCCGCUGGACCAGCAGGAGGGGGAUCCUGCAGCUGAACAUCAGCGUCAAGGAACAGCUGCAAUGAGAAACACACUCGUUGAUUUUGUGGCAAAAACUGCAAAUUAUCAGAUGAACAAGCCGAAGACAUUAGAGGAGGAAGACGAACCUGCUGCCAAUCUGAAAAGGAGAGGGGGGGAAAGGAACGGAUGCCGCCAACCUGAGAUGGAGGAAGAGGUGGUUGUUGGGAAGAAACCUUGUGUGACUCCUUCAUCUGCACGAAAAACAACUGUUCCAAACAACAGUGUGAGCGAUAUCAGCUCACCACAGCCUCACUGGCAGAACAACAACGGCUCAGUCACUUCAAAGUUACUUGCACAAGAGCCAUGUCAGCAGCCAACAUACAUCACCAUGACAACCCCACAGCCUACAUGCGACCCAAUACUUCUAGAGGUCCUUGUUUCACUGGAGACCAUCAAGCAACAAAACACAACUGUUCUUCAAAUCCUGCAGUCAGGAAAUUCACCCAGAGCGCCGCUCUCUGAACCUCCAGAUGUCGGCACGCUUCCCCUUCCGCUCCAGUCGGUGCAGGACUUGAGAUGUUUGGAACAGAGACUCUCUGCUGAGUCAGAGCUGAAGAAAAGAAUGAUCUCGUACCUCGGCCUGUCUGGAGGGAUGACGACCAAAGAGAGCGUCUGGAGGAUAAUGGCCAAGCUCUUCACCAACACUUUGGCCAAAAACAUCAACUGGAGGGGGAGAAAUAACAAGCAGAAGAUAGAGAACCUCACCAUCAAAAGAGUCAUCAUCAAUGCAGUUCGGCAGAAUUCGUUCUGCAAGGAUGCCGUGGAUGAGGAGAUCGAGCGAUUCAUAAAGCGCUGGCUGCAGCUGGCAGGGGACAGAGAUGGAGGACGAAAAAGACGACAGGAAAAGGGCAAGGAGUCCGCCAGCAUGCAAGGUUACUGCAUGGAUGACAUGUUUACUCAUGUGAUUGAGUAGUUUCAGAAAUAUCUGCAACACUAACUGUUUAUAUAUAUGACAGCGAUUUUACUUUUAUCGUCUAAUGUUUAACUGGUAAGUGGUCUGAAAUGACAGUAAUAACAAAAUACAUUACAAAUCACGUCUUUAGGCAAAGGAAGAUGCAUGAACACACACAUACAACUGCACUUAGUGUUCCCUUUAUCAUAUUUACUCUUGAACGUUAGGUUCAGUAGGUAAAAUAAGUGUAUACACUUCCUUUUCAAUUCAUAAUUAUUGACAAGAGUUGCACUAUUAGCAUUAUUGCUUUUGUCUGUUUGGAGUUCUUUGCACUUAUAUUUAGAUUUUUAAUCAUAUCUGAAUAUUUGUUUAUAAUGUCAAUCAUAUUUAUUUUCACGCGAGAGAAGGUAUUCAUUGGUAUUUGAACUUAUCAUCGGCAUUGUUCAGUUGUUCUUGUCAGGGAUGUUGUUUAUAAAAAUAAAAAAGGGUU